AUGGAAAAGGCAAUGAAAAAUCCGCAAGGGUUAGAGAAAUUGAUUAAGGACCCACGAAUUAGAAAACAAAUGGAAGAUGUUUCUAUUAACCAAUAUCGAACAUUUGUUGAGCCUGUAAAUAUAGAAGAAAUUUCUGGCGGUUCAAAUAAUAUUGAAAGUUUUGAGGACAUUUUUCAAGUUAUCAAAAGAUAUAUCAGGACACAUCCUAAUGACUUUUCAUUAGAUGAAUUCGUUUACGACAAAAUUACUGAUGAUGAGUUAAAAGGAAGAAAGAAAAGGCCGGAUGGAAACAGAAGAGGGACAAAAGUAUUUGCUGCGAAGUGCCGAAAAAUAAAGCACAGGUCAGGAAAUUCUAUUCACCCCGCUGCCCUAAAAAGGGAGCAAUAUGAAGAACUAAAAAAACUCUUGCCUGAUGCCACUACUUGCAAAGUUGAGGACUGCUAUAAUGAUUUUGGUUUCGGUCAUGGUUAUGAUGGUCCGCCAGGAGUGUCAGGAAAUGAAAUAAGAGGCGGCAUUUACCUAACUUUUAAAAUUGCUAGUAUAGUUAGAGGUUAUGGCGUAGGAAAUAAAAUAGUUAUUCGCGAUGUCCUUUUUGGACCUAAUAAAGCCGAAAUAGAUAAUUAUUCCUAUAAUAUCCUAGUUCGAAAUCAUUUCCGAACUAUCGAAAAUCUAACUCCGAAUAAUCCUCUCCAUAUUCACCUCCCAACCCAACAAAAAAAUGAAGAAAUCCAGGCGGAAAAUGAUAGUUUAUCCAUUUUAGCCGCCGAUUUGUUAAUCCUUAUUGAGGAAAAUAAUCAACUGGUUCAAAAAGCCAAAAGCGAAAAAAACUUAACCCUUCUCCCUUUAACCAAUUCCGAUGCAAACCAAAAUCAAGGAGGCGGUUUAUCCUUGGAUAAUAUUAGAACUGCGGCCAUUUUCCAAAUCGAAAGUAAACAAUUUGAUAUGAAAAGUUUAGCAAAUGGUAAAUAUAAAAAUUUUCAGCAAAUUAUCGAAGGGCUUGACACCAAGGAAAAAAUAGAAAAUUACCGAAAUGAAAUUUUAACCGCUAUUAUCCAAGCCAACGAAGGACAAGAAAAUAACAAACCUAAACAAAUUCCUUUGAUUAACCAAGAUGAAAAAGAGAUUAUUAGAACCAGUUCAGUAGGAGAGGCAAAAAAUAAAGCGGUGGAAAAAUUUAAAAAUUUUCUUGCUAAAAUAGGAAUAAAAGAAAACCAAAUAAAUUUUGAAAUUUCAUUAAAAAAUGGGAAAAAGGUAAAAGGGAUAAAAUGGCAAGAACAUUUUGCAAAUUUAAACAGCAAGCAAGAAAUUUUGGAAUACUAUAAAUGCUUAAAAAAAGAAGCGGCUAGGCAUAUUGGCAAGGAUAGAUACCAAGACGAGGAAAAUAAAUCCCCGGAAAACGACUUUCAAAGAUUUUUCACUAAUUUUGAAGAUUUGGUUAAGCGUCUCGGAUGCCGCGGAAUAGACCGCGAUAGAUUACUCCUUAUCAGAAACGAAUUAAUUAAACAAAAGGAACUAACCGGAACAAUUAACCAACUCCGCCGUGAAAGAAAUCAAUUGGAGGGACCCGAAAAUGCCGAAAAGGUAAAACAAGUUAAAAAAAAAAUUGUUACUUCGGAAAAAGAAUUAGAAAGGAUAAACCAACAACUAAAUAAUUUAACCAGUCAACUCCCUAAUCUACCCGCUGGUGAUACUUCUAAUCAAAACAGUAAUCAAGUCAUUGAUAAUACUGAAUACCAACAUAAUAUUCGACAUAACUUAACCCAAGCAGAAAUAAUAAAAAAAUUAGCGUUAAUUGAUGAAGAAAAAAGCAUUCUCCUUUCCGGUAGCAAGUUUGCUGUUUACCAAGGGCUAGGAAGCGAAUUAUUACAUGCUCUUAUUAAUUUCAUGCGUUCAGAAAAUAGCAAAGGUGGUUAUCGUCUAUUCGACACCCCUUAUUUAGUAAAUAUUAAUAAUCUCCAUAAUACCGGACAAUUUCAUAAAUUCCAAGACAGUCUUUAUAAAGUAGAAGAAAGCAAUUUUUAUCUUAUUCCCACCGCCGAAGUAAGUUUAGUUAACCUUUAUCAAAAACAAAUGCUAGCCGAAGCAGAAUUACCUUUGAAAUUAUGUGCUUAUAGUCCUUGUUUCCGAGCCGAAAGAAUGGCCGCCGGUCAAGAAAAUAAGGGUUUAAUUCGCCUCCACCAAUUUCACAAAGUCGAAUUGGUAAAAAUAGUUAGUCCGGAAACUUCUUAUUCCGAACUAGACAAAUUGGUCGCUGAUGCUCGGAAUAUUCUCCACUUAUUAAAAAUCUCUCACCGAGUAAUUGAAAUUUGUCCUGCUGAAUUAGGAUUUAGUGCCGCCAAGCAAUAUGAUAUCGAAGUUUGGUUGCCAACCAGUAAAAAGUGGUUGGAAAUUUCCUCAUGUAGCAAUUGCGAGGAUUUCCAAAGUCGUCGGGCUCAAAUACGAGCAAAAGACAAAGAGGAAAAAAAAUAUUAUCCGCAUACCCUUAAUGGUUCGGCACUGGCUAUUGACCGCUUAAUUAUUGCUUUAUGUGAGUAUUAUUACAACCAAAAAGAAAACAAAUUAGAGAUUCCGGAGAUAUUGGCUAAAUAUUUUUUUAAAAAUUAA
This is a messenger RNA of Funneliformis geosporum, 2604 nucleotides long. Lineage: Eukaryota; Fungi; Glomeromycota; Glomeromycetes; Glomerales; Glomeraceae. The record is from the annotation of a GenBank genome assembly.